AUGCCGCCUUGCUCUGAACGCCUGCAGGACUGGAUUGUGCGCUCCCUCACGGGAGAGAAUGUCCAACACGGCCUCACCAUGCUGACCUACAUCAACGAGUGCACGGACCUGCGGGGCAUCUCCUACUUCGGGGAGGUCACCUAUCAAAUCGUCUUCCAGGAGGAUGGGAAUGUGCAUGCCCUGGUGGUGGGUCUGAUUUUUCUCCGAGUCCUGGAAGGAUUUAGCCUCAGCAAGCGUUUGAGCUGGCUGCCCCGAACGAUCUUCUUGGCCAAGAACAAGCUCUUCAACUUUGUGCUCGCCUACGUUUGCCUGGUGGCAGGAUUCGCGCUCUUGAUGACUCUGUACUUUGGGGACCUUUUCCAACAGUACUGCACUUUGGCAUCGUCCUGCUACACUCUGUUGCUCUUCAGCUUCGGGCUCUCCGAGCGGGCCAUGUACGGCGCAGAGCCCUUCGUGGAGAGGAGCAGCACCCACCUGUUGUUCAUGCUUUUCCUCUUUACCGUGUUUGUGGUGACCAUCAUCCUGAAUAUGUUCACCACCAUCGUUAUCGACGCCUUUGCCGCGGAGAGCGAUCCCAAGCGUUACCAGGCGGCCUACAAGGAGGAAAUCACGACGCUGACCAACCAUUUGCUGACCAUCUUCGGCAAAGGUGACCUCGUGUCAAAGAGGAAGAGUCUUCGGUCAACAAGGCAUGUACCGGCUUUGCCGAGCGAGGGUGAGGCCCGGUCUCGGGCGAGCGACGCCAGCGACGCCAGCGACGCCGGCGACGCCGGCGACGCCGUGCCGGACUUAGGGGUGCCAGUGGUGUUGAAGAAGGCUGCUUGCAAUACUGCAGCGACGAAGCGACUGCAGUCGACGGAUAUGCGCUACUGGGUGAAGAAGUUCUACCAAGAUGCGUCUGGCUGGAACGAUGCCAUUGGCGAGCGCCCCAAGCUUUGUGUUGAGAGGUUUGGCAGCUUCGCCUGCCGCAUGGAUGCUGCUGCCGUUGGGAUCACCUUUAUGCCUGCAGAUGGCCUGGAGGACUCCCCCCAGACGCGCGAGCGAGCCCGACAAGACAGCGCAGGAUCCAAUGCUGGAUCUCUGGAGGGCCCGGGAGGUGAGACCUUGAACAUUGUGGUGCGUGGUGAGGCGCCGAACCUUCCGCCUCCGCCGCCAGCGCCGGAGCAUAGCAGCAGCAACUCGUGCGCAACAGGCAGCACCGCUAGCGCCGGCACUGCGGUGAGUGCGCCCAGCGCCAGUGUCAGUGGACAUUGGCAGCCGCAGGCAUGGCAAGGCUUCCAGGCAAACCUUGCCCCAGUGACUGCCUUAGAGGCGGAGGCGGAGUCGCGGCGCCGCGCGGCGCAGAUUUUGGCCCUCAGCCGCCAGGUGGAGGCGACACAAGCAGAGCUCACGCAGUUGCGGCAGCCCAAGCCAGCACAGACCCGGCAGCUGAUGGGGGUGUGCCGCAAGGAGCUGCAGGGCCUCCAGGCGCGGCUGUCGCAUGUGACACACAUCGCCGCGCAGCUGGACUCCUGGUUUGUGGCGCAUCGCGAGCACCUCACCAUCGAGGACACGAGCCAGACGCCCUCCGCGCAGCUUCAGCAGCGACUCAAGUGCUGCGAAGGCAUUGUGGAGGGCUUUCAGCUGACCUCUGAGCGGAUGGAAGGCAUCCUGCUCCAGGACGGGCACUUGCGGGAGUCCACUGUGCGUGAUUUGUUUUGUUGA
Effrenium voratum is the source of this 1704-nucleotide messenger RNA. The record is from the annotation of a GenBank genome assembly. NCBI's taxonomy places the organism in Eukaryota, Dinophyceae, Suessiales, Symbiodiniaceae.